AUGUUGCCUAUGUCACAUAAAGACUCCUUCCAAUCCUACCAUAGAGGCUUUGGCUCCAGAAUUAAGGAAAAAUUACAGGGAUGGAUUAGACUCAUAUUUUCAGAUAGGAAUUCCAGGAAUCUUUUUCUUUUCCUGAUUCUGAAUCUAUCCUUUGCUUUUGUUGAGUUAUUUUAUGGAGUAUGGAGCAAUAGUUUAGGUUUAAUUUCGGAUUCCUUCCAUAUGUUCUUUGACUGUACAGGACUCAUGGCUGGCCUAGCAGCAUCUGUGAUAACCAAAUGGAAAGCAAAUGAUAAAUAUUCCUAUGGGUAUGUUAGAGCAGAAAUUUUGGCCGGAUUUGUAAAUGGGUUGUUCUUACUGUUCAUAUCAUUCUUUUUAAUGUCAGAGGCAGUUGAGAGAGCAAUAGAACCACCAGAGGUUAAACAUGAAAGACUUUUUGUGGUCUCUGUUUUGGGCCUCCUUGUUAAUUUUGUGGGAAUCUAUGCAUUUCAACAUGGCCAUUCUCAUGGGGGUGGAUCUCAUGGCCAUUCACAUGGAGGAUCAUCUCAUGGGCACUCUCAUGCAAACAAUCAUCAUGCUCAUGACAUGGAAUUAGACAGUGGCAACUCUCAAAUAAUGAAAGGUGUAUUCCUUCACAUUCUAGCAGAUACAUUGGGCAGUGUGGGUGUCAUCAUUUCUGCCAUUCUCAUGCAGAUGUUUGGGUGGAUGAUAGCAGAUCCAAUUUGCUCCAUGUUUAUUUCUAUACUUAUAGCACUGAGUGUGCUGGCUCUCAUAAAAGAUUCAAUCAUGGUUUUGAUGCAGAGGCAACCUGUUUCUCUUGAUAAUGUGCUGCCACAAUGCUAUCAAAAAGUUGUGAGUUUAGCAGGGGUUUACUCUGUUCAAGAGCCUCACUUUUGGACACUUUGUAGUGAGGUUUAUGUAGGUGCUAUCAAAUUAGAAGUGUCAAAGACUGUUGAUCCUAAGUAUGUGGUAUCACAUACUCAGAUGAUCUUUGCAUCAGUUGGUGUGAGACAGCUAUAUGUACAGCUGGACUAUACACCAAUGUGA
Molecule: messenger RNA, 1044 nt
Organism: Phaedon cochleariae (mustard beetle)
Lineage: Eukaryota; Metazoa; Arthropoda; Insecta; Coleoptera; Chrysomelidae
Source: the annotation of a GenBank genome assembly